Messenger RNA from Seriola dumerili (greater amberjack), 3326 nucleotides. RefSeq names its product polyhomeotic homolog 1 (gene phc1). Gene Ontology annotation, molecular function: zinc ion binding; protein binding. The record is from RefSeq and is a predicted model, not a curated record. Gene Ontology annotation, cellular component: nucleus; PRC1 complex. The transcript is spliced from 14 exons. Lineage: Eukaryota; Metazoa; Chordata; Actinopteri; Carangiformes; Carangidae. The coding region runs from base 58 to 2496 and encodes 812 amino acids.
GCGGGGUUUUGUUGGAGGCAAAAAUCCUGAAAGGGGCUGUCGUUAUUUUCAGCAAACAUGGAUGCAGGUGAAGACCAAAACACAGGCACCACCAAUGGAAAUCCUCAGACAAGUGGGAACUCACGUGCACCCCAGAUAGCCCACAUGUCUCUAUAUGAGAGACAGGCUGUACAGGCUCUCCAAGCACUGCAAAGACAGCCAAAUGCAGCUCAGUACUUUCAGCAGCUCAUGCUGCAGCAGCAGAUCAAUAGUGCCCAACUCCAUAACUUGGCUGCUGUGCAACAGGCCACCCUUGCAGCUAGUCGCCAGUCCAAUACCCCGAGUAACAGCAUGUCCCAGGCGCCCACCACAGUGAGUUUUUAUGUCAACCUAAGCACCACGUCUGCAGGUGGGACAAUGACUAAUCCCCGUCCCCAUGGGCCAGUCACCUCUGCAACAACUCCAGCUCUCAACCAGUCGGUGUUACUGAGCGGAAACUCGGCAGGACAGGGACAGAUGUAUCUUAGAGUCAACCGCUCUCUCAGGGCUCCCCUUGCUUCUCAGCUCAUCUUUAUGCCUGGUGGUACAGCAACAGCUACUGUAGCAACAGUUGCCCAGACACAGCCGCAGCAGCAGCAGCAGCAACAGCAGCAGCAACAACAGCAACAGCAACAGCAACAGCAGCAACAGCAUGAAGUUGCUCCUACCACUGCCAGUGCACAGUCUGACAAUGAUCAGGUGCAGAACCUGGCGCUGCACUGUGCUUCCACUCCCAGAGCAGUUGCUGUCAAGUCUGAGCUUCCAGAGAGGAAAGAUGCUGCCAGCUUUCCUCUUGGUCAACAGCAGCAGACUUUCCCCCAGACAGCUCAGCAGCAGCAAGUACAACCACAACAGCAACAACAAAUGGCCAAACCUAACUUUACUCAGCAGUCCACCCCCAAGACUAUGACUGUAAAAACUGGAAACCAGGCGGCAAUGACUGUUACUCCCGCUGCGUCUGUAGCUCCCUCCUCCACCUCCUCUCCAGCACUCCCUCUCUCCCAGCUCCUCCUUUCCCCCUCUGCUGCCCCUGUGAUCUUGGUGCCCACCUCAAAUGUUCCUACCUCCACCCAGGGCUACCCAAUCGGCUCAGUGGCCCCAAAAGCCAACGUCAACACGCAGACUCUGGUGGUGCAGCCGUUACAACAGGCCAGCACUACCGCAGACAAAGGCCCUGUGCCUAUCCAGCCCAAGACAGCUCAGGGACACCGUUUACCUGUGCAGCUGCCUCCUAGACACCCACCUCCCAUUCUUCCAGCACCACCUAACAACAGCCAGGCCAGCACUGGGGGGCACAACCCUCCCCACAUCCCUGUGCAGCUGGUGGGAGCCAGGCAGGGCUUAGCAGGAAAUGCACAGGCUGUAGCCCUUGCACAAGCAAGGAGCAGCACAGCCCUGGAAAACACAGCUGGUGGGAAUGUUAAUGCGGUCUUCAACAGCAACGCUAUGACAAAGCCUCCCAAUGGCUCUCUGAAGAGAAAAUCAGACUGUGAUGCUCCAAAUGAGAUGGCAACAGAAUCUUCAGACUCGGCACCAAUGAAAGAUUCUGCUCCUCCCUUAUCCCCCGCCCCUACAAAGGACUCAGCUCCUCCUGUAGCCGCUGCAUUCUCAUCUCCUCCCACCCUAUCCUUACCUCUGCCCUUGUCAAGAGUCGGGCAUGGGGACAAGGAAAGAGCGCCUGUUCCCCAGGCAGUGGUCAAACCUCAAGUUCUCACCCACCUCAUAGAGGGCUUUGUCAUUCAGGAGGGAGCUGAACCCUUCCCUGUGGCUGGACUCCUCAAAGACAGAGAUUUUGCUCUGGUAGGCCGCUCUGAAAACGGACCUCCUUUGUUGAAAUGUGAAUACUGUGGAAGCCUCGCUCCAGCCAGCCAAUUCAGAGGAUCAAAGAGGUUCUGUUCAAAUACUUGUGCUAAGAGGUAUAAUGUAAGUUGCAGCCAACACUUCAAGACAAGCAGGGGGAGAAGUGGUGCAGGACUGGCAUCGCCUCCAGCACCCACUGAGAGCGCUGCGAGGCGCAGGGGCCCCUCUCGCAGGAACAGUUCUAAUAUCGCCUGUAAUAAAUUAUCAAGCAGGCAUCUACCUGUCAAGUGUCACUCUGAGUCCAGUCGCUCAGAGGACGUGUCGAGCGAUGGAGAAGAGGAAGAGGACGAUUCUCCGUCACUUUCCCCAAGCUCUUCACACUCCUGCUCUCGAGCUGACCACAGCGCUCCUCAGUCCGACAGCUCAGCUCCUGGUAGCCUCCCACUGGAGGGCGCCAACUUUCUCUCGGCAACUCCUGCUCAGUGGAGCGUUGAAGAAGUCUGCAGGUUCAUUUCUUCACUUCAAGGUUGUGAAGAGCUGGCUGCCCAGUUUCUGUCACAGGAAAUAGACGGGCAGGCUCUCCUGCUCCUGCGAGAGGACCAUCUCAUCUCCACCAUGAAUAUCAAGCUGGGUCCUGCUCUCAAGAUCUGUGCCUCCAUCAACAGCCUGCGUGAGUGAUGAAGUCAGUACUUCAGAGGCGCACAGGGAUCGUUUUCUCAUUGAUAAUUUCUCACUGAAAUCAAUACCUGGACUUGCUCCUCUGUUAGUAAGAAUUUAAAACCUAAGACUGAGAUCUCCAGGGACAGUAUGGAUGUUUUGUUUUUUUUUUACAAAAUAAUGGUGCUACAUCAGUCAUGCGAAGACAUGGGGAUGGACAGUUUACUUUCUGGACAUUGAAUGUGCAAAAAAAACAUGUUGUAUGCAUACUGUUAUGUCUGAGUGGUGUGCAUGGGCAGUCUGAAGUACCCCUGUCAGUAGUGUUUGUCACUUUUUUUCUGUCAUUGUGAGUAGAGACCUUUUGUAUGUAUACUAUACGCCAGCCUGCAGUAAUCGGUGCUAGGUCUUCUAGCUGGGACGGUUCACCCGUUGGGUAAAAAAAGAAAAAGAAAAAAAAAAAAAGAAACGUUGCCUUCUUGCUGUAUCUCAAACGGUGCUUUAACUUUAGUGAUAUGAUUUUUGACGUCAGCAACAGUCACUUCAUUUAAAUGUCUUAGUCUUGUAGUAGUUAUUUGUUUUUUUUCACCAUAGAUGUUCAAUCCAGGCUCCAAUCACAUCGAGCUAAGGACACUCAAAAAGCCUGGCAUUUUAAUUAGUUCAUUUUACCAGUUAUUAAAAGUUUAGUUUUAUAUCUUUUCCAUUUUGUACUACAAUCAAAAUUAUUUUUUCAUGGAUACAAUAUAGUUUUAGUAGCUUUAAUCAACCUAACUACCUGAAAAUAGGUAUUCCUCAUGGUUUGCUCUCUCAAGGGCUGAGUGGAAGUGCUCUGUGUACAUGUAUGCAGUACUACC